Messenger RNA from Aspergillus caelatus, 822 nucleotides. RefSeq lists its product as uncharacterized. The coding region runs from base 1 to 822 and encodes 273 amino acids. The record is from RefSeq and is a predicted model, not a curated record. Lineage: Eukaryota; Fungi; Ascomycota; Eurotiomycetes; Eurotiales; Aspergillaceae. The transcript has a single exon.
AUGGCCUCGAAAUCGGCAAUCCCAGUCGACCAGCCUAACACCACUGCGGAGAUUCUCCGUCUACAGAAUCAGUUGGCGCAAGUCCGCAACCAACGCAUAAUACUGGAUCUACGCAAUGGGAUUGCUCGCGAGAACCAGUUGUUGGCCGACGCUCAACGCCGUCUCCAAACGACAGAAUCACAGACGCCGACCGGCGGUCGCGCCCUUAAUUCAUCGCAUACCCCUACUCCAUUUACGAUUGGUAGUACCACACCAGCGAAUAAGGGUACAAAUGCGAAGCCAUUGGACUCGAGACCCAAACCCGUGACGGGUAAUAACAACACUAGUGGCACUGUCAUACCAAGGAAGGAAGCAGAGCUGCCAAGGUUCCCCGUACCCAGAAAGUACUGUGGCCGGGAUCGAUCUUCGUAUAUUACCUUGGUCAGCAAAUUGCGAGGGUUGUUUCGCAAAAAUCAACGGUAUUUUGCUUUUGAUAAGAACAAGAUUGCCGAAGCAAAGAGACAUCUAUCUCGCCUUGUCCUCGAUGAAUGGACGACACAUACCGAGUCUAGCGGACGAGCACAUACAUGGGAUGAGUUUCGCUUCUUUCUACUUCGGCAAAUUGAGAGGCCUGCAACGCCAAGGGUGGCGCGCCAUCGAUGGAAUGUCACUCGACAACACCGCGAUGAAACCGUGCGAGACUUCGCAAACUACUUGGUAAUGCUGGAAAACGAUUUCUCAACACCAAUAUCUGAGCAAGACCGCAGCAAGAGACUUUGUAAUGGUAUGAACAGUUGUUAUUGCAAAAGAGGGCUAGAAAGUAUACUUCAUUUUUCACUCUGA